Molecule: messenger RNA, 968 nt
Organism: Ostrinia furnacalis (Asian corn borer)
Lineage: Eukaryota; Metazoa; Arthropoda; Insecta; Lepidoptera; Crambidae
Product: probable 18S rRNA (guanine-N(7))-methyltransferase
Exons: 6
Coding region: 74-904 (276 amino acids)
Biological process (GO): rRNA (guanine-N7)-methylation
Cellular component (GO): nucleolus
Molecular function (GO): rRNA (guanine) methyltransferase activity
Source: RefSeq, a predicted model, not a curated record
UCUCGUGGUGUUUGUUCAAAAUAAACAAAGAUUUUAUUUAAUUCUAAUACAUUGCUUUUGCUAACGCAUAAAAAUGUCUAAACGACCAGAACAUUUAGCCCCACCUGAAGUCUUUUACAAUGCUGAUGAGGCAAGAAAAUACACACAAAACUCCCGUAUUAUUGAUAUUCAGGCUCAAAUGACAGAAAGAUGCCUGGAGCUUCUCCUUCUCCCUGAGGACUCGCCUUGUUUGUUACUGGACAUUGGCUGUGGGUCCGGGCUAUCAGGGUCUGUGCUUGAAGAAAAUGGCCACAUGUGGGUUGGUAUGGAUAUCUCCCCUGACAUGUUAGAUGUUGCCAUUGAAAGAGAGACAGAAGGUGAUCUAGUUCUAGCAGACAUGGGUGAAGGUGUGCCUUUCAGAGCUGGUUGCUUUGAUGGCGCCAUAUCUGUGUCAGCCUUACAGUGGCUCUUUAAUGCAGACAAAAAGUCCCACAAACCUGUCAAAAGGCUUUAUACAUUCUUCAGUUCUCUAUACGCAUCUCUGUCCAGAUCAGCCCGUGCAGUGUUUCAGUUCUACCCAGAGAAUGAGAGCCAGUUAGAAUUGCUCACAUCUCAAGCAAUGAAAGCAGGUUUCUAUGGAGGAGUGGUCAUAGACUAUCCCAACUCGGCAAAAGCCAAGAAAUUCUUUUUAGUGCUUAUGACUGGUGGCUCAGCACCUUUACCAACAGCUUUAGGUACAGAUGAAACUGAUAAUAGUCUACAAGUGAAAUAUGCAAGGAGGGAAGCUACCAGAGGGGCUAGAGGUAAACCUCUGAAGAACACUAGAGCAUGGUUAUUAGAAAAGAAAGAGAGACGUAGGAAACAAGGAAAAGAGACCAAACCUGACACAAAAUACACUGGGAGGAAAAGAAGCGGUAGAUUUUAAAUCAAAAAUACAUAACUGUACAUAUUUUUAUUACUAUCUAAGUAAAUUAUAUUGCCUUACGUUA